Anopheles maculipalpis is the source of this 2152-nucleotide messenger RNA. RefSeq lists its product as uncharacterized. NCBI's taxonomy places the organism in Eukaryota, Metazoa, Arthropoda, Insecta, Diptera, Culicidae. Bases 203 to 2152 code for a protein of 649 amino acids. The record is from RefSeq and is a predicted model, not a curated record. The transcript has 3 exons.
CAAACGUGACAACGGUGGGCAAACGUGCGUGAAAUAAGCCAUCCACAAUCCGUUCGAAAAUCUCCAGCCGAAUGUUUGUCACCUUUGGCCGUUAACCAUUUUCUCCCUCUAUCCCGAGCGGAAUGUGUCGCGCGGUGAGCCGGUAACGACGCCGGGACGGGACGAAAUUGAACCGAGACUGACAUUGAAUACGUCGCCGGGCAUGUCCUUAAAACGGCUCGCCGUCAUAUCGGCCGUCGGUUCACACAACAGCUUCAACAAUCAGACCAUCUCGUACGUCAGCUCGUACAGUGGGGCGAGCGGCAGCGUAGAGCAGAGCAUUGUCGUUGGUCACGCAACCGGCAACGCGGGCAACGUGCGCACCAGCGGUGGUCACCAUCAGGGACUGCAAACGAUGCGACCGGGGGCGAAUCUGCACGGCAAUGUUAACAUUAUGCUUGGCGGCGCCAUGCUGUCCGUGGUCAUUACGGUAGUGUGCUUCGUCUGCUACUGCUGCCACCGGAACAUUAAAAAGCGCUCCAACUCCAUCUAUCGUCAGCAGUGGCUCGAAACGGAGGCAAACAUGGAAAUCUACAGCGUGGAACAGUGCUACGAUCCACCACCCUCCGGGACGGGUGGAUUCUUUAUGGAUGGGAGCAGUACGACCGGUGACUAUCAGUCGCUACCGAUGGUCACGAGCGCUAUAAAUCAUACCGGACACCAUCCCCAGUAUCCCUACCAUCAACAUUAUCAUCAACAGCAGCAGCUUCAACAGCAACAGCAACAACAGCACCAUUACCAGUACACACCGUACCCGAAUGGUCCACCACCGUCCUACGAUACCGUAGUUGCACAGGACGAACUAUUAGCAAGUGUUUCUCGCCGCAAGCGCACCCUGGCGACCGACACGCGACCAACUGCCGGUCCAUCCUCCCACAGCAGUUGCUCCGAUCCAGAGUCGCACGAGUGCGAUAAACAAUCGGUCUGUCCGGGAUCUGCCGCAACGACUCCACUGCUGCCGAAGACGUCGGCAAGACGAUCCCAACGGAGAUGUGGCGUAUCGAUGUCAAAUGAACGCACUUACAGUGAUGAUCCUGCUGGUGAACCUCUGUGUCGAAGUGGCCAUGUGCCGGAAUGGCGCGAUACCCAUCGGGACGAUGACGAGACAGCUAGUUGCAGCUGUCCCACAGCGUCCAGCGGUGGAUAUAGCUCCAUUAGUCGCCCCGCUGGCGGUGCUGGUGAAGAAGAUGCUGCCGGCAACGCUGGACAAGUAGUACCGCCAAUUUACUGUCGUAAUUGUGGUUACUUUGUCGAGGGUUCUAGGGAUUCAUCAACCUCACCGGUUGUGCAGAUACUGCCCUCGUGCCGUCCCCCGGUGGAUCCGAUCGAACUGACACAUAACGAGACACUCCUAGUCGAUUAUGAGACUAUCAGCAUUGAGUCAACGCCGCCUCAUACCAACGGUGGUGGGCACAACGACGUCAAUCGAAACAAUACCAUCGACGAUAGUGGUACCGCAGGCACCACCAACUCCACGACGGCUACAGUUGACAUUGACAUGCUGACAAUGCAGAUGAUGGUGGCAUCUGCUUCAUCCGUCGGGUCCACUGCCGGUCCCACCCGGCAGACGGAUACCAUGAAUAACAACAACGGCAACAAUGGUAACAGCAUAGCUAAUGAAACCAAAAACCUGCGUUACUCGAUCGGCACCAUUGCACCCGAUUCACCGACCAACAGCUCUUCGCCAAUAAUUGGCGAAGAGGACUACCAGACGUGGAGCCGUGCGGCUACACUCGGCACAAAUGUAAACAGUGAGAAUAAUAACAUCAUUAUCGAUUCAUCGACGACGACGACGAUAAGCCCGAUGGAUCAUGGGGACACUCCCGCAAGCGAGACGCGUGACAUCAUUCAUCAGUGUCCAAACACGUCAUCCAAUCAGUGUUGCAAUCAGCCCGACAGUUACUGUCCCGAGGAACCGGCAUCAACGGUGGAAGAUCACACGAACGGUAACAUGGCGACGAACGCCACUGCCGACCAACGACCACCAUCCGGUAUCAGAAGUUUGCUGAACGAGAACGGUCUGGUACGGUUAGAUAUGAGUCAAAUCAUCGACAACACCGGUUUACCGACGUAUGAAGCGGCCUUAAAGCUGGAAUCUAGCGGGUACGUGUAA